Molecule: messenger RNA, 1083 nt
Organism: Vitis riparia (riverbank grape)
Lineage: Eukaryota; Viridiplantae; Streptophyta; Magnoliopsida; Vitales; Vitaceae
Exons: 2
Coding region: 1-1083 (360 amino acids)
Source: RefSeq, a predicted model, not a curated record
AUGGAGGUAGAACACGAAGAAAUGAAGUCUCUAGGGGCAUUUGGCAUCUACAGAAAAGCCUACAAGAUCAUCCUCCCAUGGAGGAAGAUAUUCACCCAAAUCAUCCUUGCCUAUAUCCUCCCACUAUUCUUCAUUUCCUUGGUCAACACCCAUUUAUCCAACUCUCUCCUCCCCAAAAUCGUUGAUCAGGAUAAAAAGGAUUUGGCUGAAACUCAAGUCCCCACUUCCAACCACACCAACAUAUUUGAUCUUCUCUCGUUCCCAUCCGCCUCCUAUUGGCUUCUCCAGGUUGCAUACACCAUCUACUCUUUCAUCUUCUCCCUCCUAUCCACGUCCGCCAUAGUUUACACCAUGGCCUGCAUCUACUCCGGUAGAGAAGUGACUUUUAGGAUGGUUACGAGCGUAGUGCCAAAUGUCUUGAAGAGACUCAUGCUCACAUCCUUCACCAUCUUUCUGGUUGUCUGUACUUACCACGUGGUUGCCUUUCUGGUCUUCGCUUUAGCGGCAGUGUUGAUUGCAUUUGGCCCAAAUACUAAUGUGGGAAUGUCGAUUUUGCUGGUUGUGGUGGUGUUAUACUUGAUGGGUCUUCUUUACAUAAGCGUAGUUUGGCAAUUGGCUAGCACAAUAUCAGUGUUGGAGGACUCAUAUGGGUUUCAAGCCAUGAAAAGGAGUAACCAACUGAUUAAAGGCAAGGUGGGUGUGUCAACCCUCAUCUUCUUGAAGCUGGGUUUACUCCAUUACGUGUUACAGAAGGCAUUGGAGAGGGUGGUGGUGAACGGAGAGUCACUGGGCAUGGUGAAUAGGGUGGCUUAUGCAAAUGUGUGCUUAUCGUUAUUUUUGUUGUUGGGUCUCUUUGAACGUGUCAUUCAGACUAUUAUCUACUUCGUUUGCAAAUCCUACCACCACGAACACGUUGACAAGUUGGCUCUAUCGGAUCAUCUCCAAGUUUACACCCAAGAGUAUUCCCUUCCUUUAAAGGGCGACAAUCUUGAUGAGUUAAAGCAGUUGUGUUUGGUGAUCCUUUUAUGUAUAGACAUGGUGGACCUGGCAAUGGCCAAGUACAUAGAUCAACAAGAGUUUUGA